This is a messenger RNA of Dioscorea cayenensis subsp. rotundata (Guinea yam), 910 nucleotides long. RefSeq names its product monothiol glutaredoxin-S7, chloroplastic. NCBI's taxonomy places the organism in Eukaryota, Viridiplantae, Streptophyta, Magnoliopsida, Dioscoreales, Dioscoreaceae. Bases 61 to 588 code for a protein of 175 amino acids. The transcript is spliced from 4 exons. The record is from RefSeq and is a predicted model, not a curated record.
UUCUCGCCAAGAGGAAAAGAAAUUCACCGAAAUCCAGUUCAUUCUCCGUCCGCCUCGUUCAUGGCCUCCAUUGCAGCAUCGAUCCAACCUCUCAAGACCUCCGCCUUCUCUUCUCCACUUCGAGUGCUCGCCUUCUCCCGUCCUUCUCUCAAUCCACUCCUCUCUCGCUCCUAUGGCAUGGCUGGCGUUGCCCCCAUCUCCCAGCCCCGCCGUUUCCCCUCCAAGCCCCCUGGCUCAUCACUCUCUGCUCGAUGCUUUUCCGCGUUGAGUCCGGAGCUGAAAUCGACAUUGGAUAAGGUGGUGAAGUCCCACAAAGUGAUUCUUUUCAUGAAGGGCACCAAGGAUUUCCCUCAGUGCGGCUUCUCCAGCACUGUUGUGCAGAUUCUCAAUUCAUUGAAUGUGCCGUUCGAGACUCUCAAUAUCCUGGAGAAUGAAAUCCUUCGCCAGGGCUUGAAAGAGUAUUCCAAUUGGCCUACCUUUCCUCAGCUCUACAUUGAUGGCGAGUUCUUUGGUGGCUGUGACAUCACAGUUGAAGCAUACAAAAAUGGACAGUUGCAGGAGCAGUUGGAGAAAGCAAUCUGUUCCUAAAUGUUGUUUCAGCAUGAGAAUUAUCAGCAUAGAGGAAUUAAAGAAUGGGAAGUGACAGGUGCUGUUGGAGAAAGCAAUUUGUUCCUUAAUGUUGAUUCAUCCUGAGAUAAGAAAUUGAGUUCUGUGGUUUAUACUUAAUUUUCUGUGAGCAUGUCUUUGCAGUCUUGCAUGAGUAUCUUAUUUGUUGUUAUCUGUGCCCUUAAAUAAUGACUAGUUCUUUAGUUACAGCUAUAUGCUCUGAUUAUCACCAGCAACGCUUAUUAUUAUGGAUGAUGCCUUUAUAUCAGAUUUAAAUUACCAACUGUGAGUUGCUCUUCCCGAU